AGGAAUGAGUUAACUGGGAACGCGUGAGGUAUAACGCGUGAGGUAUAACGCGUGAGGUAUAACCCCGAGGACAACCCCUACACACCUCAUGAUACGUUGAGAGAUAGUUAUUGUGAAUGAGCUUUCACUACUCAGCCCUAACAGCAACAGGAAGUGACGAUAGUCUGAACCGAAAGGGUUUUAUCCAUCAAGAUUACCUUGAUCACGAUGCUAACAUUGAGGAUGAGUAUGCGAUCUCAGUUCCAAAGGAUGAUAUAGAUGACAAGAUAUUAUUGAAAAAGCAGUCUGUGAAGCGGGUAUUUGGAUAUCCUAUAACGAUACCCUUCAUCAUCUCAAAUGAGUUCUGUGAGAGAUUUUCCUACUAUGGAAUGAGAACUGUACUCAUGAUUUAUCUCACGAAAAAGCUAAUGAUGAACAAGGAUGAUGCUUCUGAUUGGUAUCACGAAUUUGUUGCUCUAUGCUAUGCAACCCCUCUUCUAGGAGCACUAAUCGCUGAUGUUUUCCUUGGAAAGUAUCUGACCAUCUUGAUACUCUCGGUGGUGUAUUGUAUUGGUAAUGCCAUAAUGGCACUCACUGCUGUCGGCAUGUGGUUUCCAGCAGCGAGUAAUCCAGAGGGGGCAACCGACAUUCAGCCUCAGACGUGGGGACCUUUGUUAGGACUUCAAAUAAUUGCUUUGGGGACUGGUGGUAUUAAACCCUGUGUUUCUAGUUUCGGUGGCGAUCAAUUCCUUAAAUCAGAGUCAGGAAGAGUUCAACGGUAUUUCUCCAUGUUUUACUUCUCGAUCAAUGCUGGCAGCACAGUGGCAACUCUUUUAACUCCCGAGCUCAGAAGUUCAAGCUGUAUGGGUGAAACGACUUGCUUCCCAUUAGCGUUUGGUGUGCCAGCCUUUUUCAUGGUACUGGCUGUGAUAGCGUUCGUGUUGGCCAGUAAAUGGUAUGUCAAAGUUCCUCCCCUAGGAAACCCCAUCGUCGAUGUUGCUAAAGUCUCUUGGGCAAUGGCCACCAGUAAAACGAGUCCGGAAGAGCUCUUUGGUGCAAAGAAAGUCGCUGAAACUAAACAGCUAUUUAGAGUUCUGGCUGUCUUUAUCCCAUUUCCAUUUUUCUGGGCCCUGUUUGAGCAACAAGGAAGCAGGUGGAUUGUGCAGGCCCAAAGACUGAACGGGCAACUUGGGAGCAUCACAAUCAAGCCAGAUCAGAUGCAAGUGUUUAAUCCACUGCUAAUUUUGGUUAUGAUUCCUGUGUUCGAGACUGUGGUGUAUCCAUUGAUGAAAAAAGUUGGCAUACCCACCGGGGCUACCUUCCGAAUGGUAGCUGGAAUGGUCCUCGUUGCAUGUUCUUUCUUAAUUUGUGGAUUUGUCGAACUUGGAAUGGAGGAACGAGUUGCUGCGUACAAUGAAGCACAUAUGUCCAGCUACACUCUGGAGACUCUACCCCAGGAAUUUCAGUUACACAUCCUCACCACUAUCCCCCAAAUCUUCAUCAUCACUUGCGGAGAAAUCUUGUGUUCUAUCACUGGUCUUGAAUUUGCUUACGCUUAUGCUCCAGCCUCCAUGAAAUCAGUCUGUCAGUCUUUCUUCCUCCUCACAAAUGCAUUCGGAAACAUCAUCACCAUCAUCUUUACCAAGGCAACCAAGAGAGAUCUUCAUCUCUACUUUAUGUGGGCAGGAAUUGAGAUUGCGGCCGCUAUUGCCAUGUUCUUCAUUACUCGACAAGUAAUAGGUCCACUGGAAAAAUUCAAGUUGGAGAGCUGCCAAGAAGAAGCAGUCAAGCCUGAAGAUGUUCAGAUGAAGGAGGUUAAGAAGAAAUAACUGCACAGUUUUCUGUUGAUCAGAAACUACCACAUUCCACCGAGUUUUAAUUACUAUUAGUUUACUAGGAAAAUUUUCUAGGACACUUUUUUAGGACACAUAAUUUUAAUUGUUUACUAUUUUAGGGUUCAAAUUUCAAUUUUAAUGCUACAAUGCUAACAUUGGUAAUAGUUACGGAAAUUUGUUGCUAGUAUGUUAGGUAUUACAGUAUUACUAUGUUUUAUUUAGCUAUAAUAUAUGAUAUAACUAAUUUAUUGCUUAAAUUUAUGUUAUGCCAAGUGCUCGAAUGAUUCAAUAAAUUUGUGUUCUAGAACUGAAAAUCAUAAUGUCCAUCGAGCACCAAGGAAUUGGCGAAUACAUUGCCGUAGGGUUUAUGUUUUGUAUAGGUUUUAGAGGUUCUUAGUAUUAAGAAUAAAAUAUGAGGUUGAUUAUCAUUGCGCAGAUAUGAUCAUCGACAUAUUUCUAUUAACUUGUAAUUACAAAUUUCAUGAUUUAUGCCCAUAAAAA
Messenger RNA from Bolinopsis microptera, 2315 nucleotides. Its product is annotated as solute carrier family 15 member 2-like. NCBI's taxonomy places the organism in Eukaryota, Metazoa, Ctenophora, Tentaculata, Lobata, Bolinopsidae. Gene Ontology annotation, molecular function: dipeptide transmembrane transporter activity. The record is from RefSeq and is a predicted model, not a curated record. Gene Ontology annotation, cellular component: membrane. The transcript has 14 exons. The coding region runs from base 117 to 1808 and encodes 563 amino acids. Gene Ontology annotation, biological process: dipeptide import across plasma membrane.